AUGGAAGGUGACACGGGGCCUCGCACGGUGCCGGUCGGUUACUGCCUGUUUGCGGCUAACUCGGGGAGUAUGGGCAGCAUGAGGGGCCAUGAUGUGCACGGUGACGACGGCGUUAUGAUGAUGGACUCGAUGGGCAUGUGGGCCACCGGUGGAGCCGUGGACGCCAACUGCAGCAUGAUGAUCAACGAUCGCAACGCGGACGCUAAUGGCGGCUUCAACGAGAACAAACUGACCGUGCGCUUCUGCACCAGCGCCGUGACGGCGGACAACGUCGACCAGCUGGUCGUCAAGGAGUCGGACUGCCAGAUGAAGAUAAUGACCAAACCGAGCGAAGUCGCCGUGGUGGUGGAUACACCGAACAACCGUGUCCGCGUAGCGCUGGGGGUGCUGAUCCGGCUGAUGCUGCCACUGACGCAUGGUGUGGCACGUGGCUGGAAAGGGCUGCGAGGCCUGAGCGUGCUGGCGCUGCUCCGGAAGGUGCGCGAGAGCCACGGUCUGCUGACGACGCUGUUCGCGCUGGCGGCCAACACCGUUUCGAUGAGCCUGUCGUCGGUCCAAGUGGCCCACCGGAUCGAUCCGCUGCUGCGCGUGAUCAAGCUGCGCAAGGAAUCGACCUCCUCUACGCCACCUACGCUGAAACCCAGCCUUCCGGGGGAACUGCCAUCGUCGGCCAACUCACUGGCACUGCUGCGAGUCCCGCGACUCCUUCCGGAACGGUGCGUCGAUCUGGUGGUGCUUGCCGAACCUCCGCCCGGUGUACCGAUCCGCGCCGACAUAGUGCUUAUCCACGGACUGCACGGUUCGCUCGUCAACACCUGGAAGCAGGGCCUGUGGAACAGCGAGGGUCGGCUUGUGAACUUCGAGCGGCCACCGAAGCCACCACUAAGACCUCCGAAACGGCAGCGACAUUCGCGGGCGAACCUUUUCGCUCCACCGCACGUUUCCAAGCGGGCCAAGUUCGACGCCCCAACGACAACAACAGGGACGCCGACGUCACCGACGAUGACAGCUAAGAUGAUGAUGGAUUCAAUGGACGCCGGGCUUAGUGACCCGCUCGAUGCGCCGUUCGAUGAAACCCGAUCGACGUCGUAUGAGUUCGCGCAUCGCCGGUUUACGUACGAGUGCGGAGAACCGGACGAGGUCCACUUCGCCGACGACGUCGAGUACAGCUUCCCGACGUUCCGAUUGCGCAUCGAGGACGAGGCCGAGCCAAUGACGACGCCCAUCGACGACGGUGGCAAGCGGAAGCCAGCGAAACCAAAGAAGGACGCCAACUGGUCACCGUGCUGGCCGGGUGAUUGGUUGCCAUUGGACUGUCCCGGGGUGCGUGUGAUCGCCGUUAACUACACCACCGAUCCGUACCUGUGGCGCCCGGUUUGGAUCACCAAAAGGAAUCGAUCGAGCCUGGUGGAUCGUGCGCGGGAGAUGAGCGAUCUCCUCAUCGCCAAGGGUGUCGGACGGGGCCAUCCGAUUGUGUGGGUUGGCCACUCGAAGGGUGGCAUCUUUAUCAAGCAGAUUCUCGUGGACGCGUGGGAGAGUGGGCGUCCGGCUGCGGAACCAUUGUGGCGUUCGUCUAGAGGUACCUUCUUCUACUCCGUGCCACACCGAGGCUCACCGCUGGCCGACUUCAACCUACCACUGUUGCGCCAAUCGGUGGAACUGCUGGAGAUACAGAAAAAUUGUGCCAGCAUUCUCGAGCUACACAGUCGCUUCGUGGCCCUGUACCACAGUGGCCAGCUGAAGAUCGACGUGUUCAGCUUCGUCGAGACAGCCCUAACGCUUAUGUCCGUGCUGUACCUGCGCAUCGUCGGAAUUGAUUCGGCUGAUCCUGGUAUCGGCGAAGUUUGCGGCGUUCAUCUGGACCAUCGGGAGAUAUGCAAACCUCGCAGCCGCAACUGCAUCCUCUACACCGAGCUGGUCAAAAUGAUCAACCGCGUCAGCUGAAGGACGUCGAAGAGUGUGUGAGCGUGUUUGUGUGUUUUGUAAAAAAAAAAACAAAAGUAACGAAAGCAAUAGUGAAAGCUACAAGUGUACCAAGCAACAACAGAACGAUGAAAGACAAAGGACGUAAAACCGGGAAACAACUCUAGUGUAGCAAGUUGGGUAUUUGUUUUAAAAUAUGUUUCCAUCUUACUCGUUUGUUGCAAACAAACUCGUUACCAUUAAUUAGGUGUAGAAGAGCGGUAUCUGAUAUCAUCUUUGCGAUAAGUUGUGUUAUGUUUUUAAACUUUUGUGUUAACCUACCACUAAACGGGUAGUAGGGAUCGAUAAGCCACAGGCAAUGAGCUACCACCGAAAGGGCCAGAGAUGGACCGGGAUGUGUGAGAAAUGCGUCAAACAUCCUGUUUAACAAUCUGCUCAUAAGCUUUAGUUUUGUUCAAUUAUGUUUUGUGAGUGUAUUUUUGAAAUAUUGCCGCAAAGUAUAUCCAUUUAUGAAUUCAAAUCCAAUACGAACACGUUACGGCCCCGUUGUGUGUUGCUGGCGGUUGUUUAAGUGAAGCUAGCCAAGCUGCUUCGGUUGUGUAUACGGUUGCGUGCUUUAAGACGAAGAGAAACUAGUUGGAGGGCCAGCAAAAAGGAAGGGAGGGGCAACGUAAGCCAGAUGCUACUUUGUGAUAACCGUUUAAGAAACUAACGUUAAAUACAGUUACAAUAAUACACCGCUGUCGAUUUGACUUCUAGAUUUGACGAAAGUGAAUUGUGUCUUUUCGGUAUGAAUACAACGACAGGAGAAAUUUGUAUACUUUUAAAAUACACAUGUUUGAAAACAGCUGGGAGUAGAAUCCACGGCGUG
Molecule: messenger RNA, 2794 nt
Organism: Anopheles coustani
Lineage: Eukaryota; Metazoa; Arthropoda; Insecta; Diptera; Culicidae
Exons: 7
Coding region: 1-1944 (647 amino acids)
Source: RefSeq, a predicted model, not a curated record